UGGUUUUACGGGGGCGUCACGUGACCCGCUAAUUCCGCGUUCUCGACGCCCGGGAUGUCGUCUGUGGCUCUCCGUGGAGGCGCGCCCGGCCGGCUUUGCCUAAGCCAUCCUAGCCGCUAUUCCUCCACCCCGAUGCCGCAGUGAGCUAGCGCGAGGCCUCUCGUUCUCUCUUCCGAGAAGCGCGGCCGAGCUGGGGGCCAAUCCGGGGAAAGGGAGCCGCGGCGGCGGCAGCGCCGACGCGCACCGGCCGCCGGACACUCCGCCGCGACGCACCGCCAAUAUGCUCACCCGGGUCAAAUCGGCCGUGGCCGGCUUCAUGGGCGGAAUCAUGGCCGGCGGCGGCUCCGGCGGAGGCGCCGGCCCGGGCUCGGACCUGCCGCUCAAAUUCCCCUACAUGAGGCCGGAGUUCCUGGGACUCUCCCCGGAUGAGGUCGAGUGCUCCGCGGAUCACAUCGCGCGGCCCAUCCUCAUUCUAAAGGAGACCAGGAGAUUACCGUGGGCCACCGGAUACGCCGAAGUGAUUAAUGCCGGAAAGAGCGCUCUGAACGAGGACCAGGCGUGCUGCGAGGUGGUGGUGGUCAGGAGGCGCCCCAUGAGCUACUGCCCGCCCUCGACGCCCAGCAAGACCCCCGCGCCCAAGAGACGCAACUCCCUGCCCAACGGCGAGGGCCCGGGGCUGCGCUUGGAGCACGGCAAGCUCGGCGAGGACGGCGAGGGACUAGUGUUCCACUACUGGGCUUUGUUCGACGGCCACGCCGGUUCCGGCGCCGCCGUGGUGGCCUCCCGCCUGCUCCAGCACCACAUCGCCUGCCAGCUGCAGGCCGUCACCGAGAUCCUGCACAACCUGGCCUCCCUGCCGCCCACCGUCCUGGGCGAGGAGCCCGACGGCAACCCCUACCUGCAGGGCAACACGCCGGCCCCCCAGCGCUCCCUCACGCGGGCGGCGUCGCUGCGGAGCGCGGCCGGGCCGCCGGGCUCGCCCAGCAGCACGCCGCCUCCGCCGCGCUUCUUUACCGAGAAGAAAGUCCAGCACGAGAGUUUGGUGAUCGGAGCCGUGGAGAAUGCCUUCAAAGAAAUGGAUGCGCAGAUUGAGCGGGAGAAGCAGGGCUACAACAUCACGGGAGGCUGCACAGCCCUCGCCGUGGUCUACAUGCUGGGGAAGAUGUACGUCGGCAACGCGGGCGACAGCAGGGCCAUUAUCAUCAGGAACAACGAGAUCGUUCCCAUGUCAACAGAAUUUACACCGGAAUCCGAACGACGGAGGCUUCAGUUCCUGGGUUUCAUGCAGCCUCACCUGCUGGGCAACGAGUUCACGCACCUGGAGUUCCCGCGGAGGGUCCAACGGAAGGAAGUCGGGAAGAGGAUGCUGUACAGGGACUUCACCAUGAACGGAUGGGCGUACAAGACUGUUGAGGACGAAGACCUCAAGUUUCCGCUGAUAUACGGCGAAGGGAAAAAAGCCCGAGUGCUGGCGACCAUCGGGGUGACGCGCGGCCUCGGCGACCACGACCUCAAAGUUCACGACUCCAACAUCUACAUCAAGCCCUUCCUGUCCUGCCUUCCUGAGGUGAAGGUGUACAACCUGACGCAGUACGAGCACGGCGCCGACGACGUCCUGGUGAUGGGCACCGACGGCCUGUGGGACGUCUUGUCCAAUCAGGAAGUCGCCGAGGCGGUCUCCACCUUCCUUGCCAACUGUGACCCUGACGACCUUCACAGGUACACAAUGGCGGCACAAGAUCUGGUGAUGCGGGCGCGUGGCGUGUUAAGGGAUCGAGGCUGGAGGAUCACCAACGAGCGCCUGGGCUCCGGGGAUGACAUCUCCGUCUUCAUCGUACCGCUGAUGUACGGCAACCGUCAGCCCUGAGCGGCGAACCGUGAAUCCCAUUUUUUUUUUUUUUGUUUUGUUUUGUUGCACAUUUAACUACGUUUCUGUCGGGAGUGGUCAGCCCAAACAGUGGUGCAACUGUCCUUUAGUUAGGGCCACAAAACUGGGCUACACUGACUCACUGUUGCCUCUUGAGGAAGGAAGCGGUAUCGCAACCCAAGAGACCGCAGCAAUGUGGACGAGAUAAUUCAGGGACACGAAGACAAGUCACGUGUCCAAAAUGAGUCCAAAUAAUCAAUAACUAUAAAAGAAAACACUGGCUUAUUUUUUUUUUGUGUGACCCAUUUUGGCUUCAGAUCUCAAGUGAAGGCCUUGCAGGAAGAAAAAAAAAAUUGCCAGCAAUCAAUCAAUAGCGGUUUAAAACAUCUUUUUUUUCCCCCACUUAUAACUUGAUAGCACUUUAAUUCGACGCAGGUCACUUAGAAAGUACAUAAAGAGGGGAAAAAAAUAAUGGCUGCUUGUUUUUGUGCAUGCAUGGACUUCUUGGUAGCAAAGGUUUCCACAACAGACUGAAUUUUGUAUUCCCGCAACUUUGACGUUCCGCUAAAUCGAGUGUCGCCGUUUUUUUAGAUGUAAUUGCAGCGUUUUGAAACGUUUAUAGAAGAUCUAGUGACUGUUUUGAUUCCGUAGCGAAGGAUAAAAGAGCAGCGAGUGAAUCUAAAAAAGACGUACGGAGGGAAGAAUUGUGACGCCGAGUCAUGUUUUGCCUCAUUCCUUCAUCCAUUUUUUUUUUUUUUACAACCUAUAUGCUACCUGUAUUUCUCCUCCUCUAACAUUCCAGAAAAAAAAUGUGUUGAAAUAUAUUUCAUGCUUUUUGUGCAUUGUUGUCGAGUCGUUAAAAAAAUAUUAUAAGCUUGUUAUCUUGAUGUGAAACAUCACAUCAGGGCUACUGUUGAAUGUUCACCCUCGCUUGAUCUCGUCGUUCAGAUUCAUUUCUGUCCAUUAAAUGAAUGUAAUUAAUUUUUUUCCGUCAUCCCAUCGUGCCACCCAACUUCUGCACAUCAACUCAGGUUCUAUGUUGGGUCAAACUGGUUGAUAAGAUUGGGGGGCAUCGUUAUCAAUCUGACGCAGCAGAAUACGGGAUGAGUGUGUCCAUUCUGUCUGCUUCCCUCUCAUAAGUUGCUGUACUUGUAAUAUAAAAUGGCUGUUGUUUUGUGUGUGUCAGGGGGGUGGGAGGGGGGUCUACUUGUACAGCAAAAAAAAAAAAAAAAAAAGAGGUGACUCGUGACUUUCCUGCUUUGUGAACGACAACCGCACCUUUUGUAUAAGGUUCCUCCACGACCCCCAAAACGUUUUUUUCCUUAAUUGUCCAACGCUGCUGUUGCG
Messenger RNA from Syngnathoides biaculeatus (alligator pipefish), 3214 nucleotides. RefSeq names its product protein phosphatase 1H-like. Lineage: Eukaryota; Metazoa; Chordata; Actinopteri; Syngnathiformes; Syngnathidae. Gene Ontology annotation, biological process: protein dephosphorylation. The transcript has 10 exons. Gene Ontology annotation, molecular function: protein serine/threonine phosphatase activity. Bases 281 to 1867 code for a protein of 528 amino acids. The record is from RefSeq and is a predicted model, not a curated record.